Messenger RNA from Physella acuta, 3013 nucleotides. RefSeq names its product testis-expressed protein 10 homolog. The record is from RefSeq and is a predicted model, not a curated record. Lineage: Eukaryota; Metazoa; Mollusca; Gastropoda; Physidae. Gene Ontology annotation, cellular component: nucleus; MLL1 complex.
CGAAUAUUGAUCUGGCAGCGUUUAUAAAGUGAAAGUAGUCGCAUGUUAUUCACUUCUAAAAAUGGCAAAAUCAAAGAAAAAUAGACAGAAAGACUUUCAAAAAGUAAAGCUUAAAGUUGGGAAAAAAUUACCCAAAGGUGACAAUGUUACAAAUUUGAGCUUCAAAACAAGGCAGAUAAAAUUGACCCAAAGAAUCAAGGUUGAUGACGGCCAGAAACCUGUGACAAGGAACAAACUCAGUUUACAGGAUUUAUUACGUCAGUGUGACCACCACAGCAGCACUGCACGUGUAAAUGCUGUGUGUGGAUUAAAAGAGAUGUGGACAACUCAUUAUAAUGAACUGAUGGUUUGCACUAAUGUCCAUGGGUAUGGUGUCAUUCUCAAGAAACUGGCUAACAUGCUUAUUGAUAAUGAAGCAGUUGUCAGGCACUCUGUUAUUAAUUUAUUUAAGAUGAUGCUACAAAAGCUGUCAGCAAAUAGAAAUGAUACUGGAUGUAGUGUCUUAGGGGGCAACUUGUUCACACACAUUCAUGCUUACAUGUGUUGUGCUAUGAACCAUGUACACGAAGACAUUAAGUUGGAUGCCUUGCUUCUUUUUGACUGCCUGUUAGAAACCUUUCCUACCUUGAUGAUACAGCAGACAGGUGAUUUGUUGAAAAAUCUUGUUGGUCUGAUCUCUGCACCAUCUUACCUGGGAAGCAAAGGUGAUUCAACCACACAAAAGCUAAGCCUUAACCCAGACAGCAAACUUCCAGCCAUGAAGUUUAGAACACGUGUGCUACUAAGGAUGAAACGAAUCUUUCAGGAAGCUCUCAAUGAUAACACUAAGCAAACACUGGAGUCGGGAUCUGCAGAUAAAACUUUCAAGCAAGGAACCUGGAGUUUGUUUAGUGAUAAUCCUAACUCAAAAAAUGAUACUUCAUUAACAACAGCCCAAGCUGCCAACAAAUUUAGUCUGCUCUUUUUUGGUGGCAGCCUUGAGUUGGAUGACUACAUCACAAAGCCAUCAAGCCUGAAGGCAUUUUUAAACUUGUCAAUUCCUGUCUUACUACAAUGCUGGAAGGAAGCUCGAGCUAGCAUUGAUGAACAUACAUCUUCUGAUAACUUGGUAUCAGCUGAUUCCUUAGAAGUUAUGUCUCUGGUUAUGUGCGUCAUACAACACAUGUUUGUUUUAUGCUUAUCUAGUCAAAGGAGAAAUGUGAACUCUCCCUCAGAAUUUUUCCCAACUGUUGAUCCAGAGCUGCUAGUAAAAAAUUACCUGACAGAUUUUGAAAAGCUUUUCAUGAACAAAUUUCCUUACUCUGUACAAGUUCUUCCUGUUGUUGGUAAAAAGAGAAAAAGAAGCAAAAGCAAUCAAACUGUGCAGAGUGACCCAAGUCAAUCUUCGCUUUUGGCUUUAAAUUUGGCUGUUUGCGACAUCAUGGCCAGCUUUUGUGCAGACCGAAAGUUAAAGCCUAAAAUUGAAUGGAUGAAAAAAGUUAAAGAUUAUAUUGUAAACUUCUUUAGAAGGUCGCCAGGUGUGGAACAGAGCAAGAUCUUAAUCCGGAUAUUAAAAAAUGUUUUUUCUAAUUCUCAUGUUGUUGCUCACUUUGUUCAAGCUUUAAAAUCAGCAAUGAAACACUACAAGUCACUGACAACAAAAGUACCCCAGAAGUAUUUGUUCUUUAAAUUGUUUUCUCAUAUUGGACAGCAUUGGGAUGGUUGGGAGACAGAAACUCAAGGACCUCAACCAAGGUGUAGAUAUGAACACAAUGCAGAUCUGUGCAACCUUGUGAAAGAGUUUUACCAAAGUUUACCUGAACUUCUACUACAUGUAAAGCAAUUAGAAGACAACAAGGUUUGGCUGAUGGAGAUAUUGACACUACUGAGACAUGGAAAUGGACUGAAAAUCCGAAGGUUAUAUGGUGAUACAUUUCAUGAGAAACUUUCAGAAAUUUUAGAUCCCCAGAGUGGUAUAAUGUGUACCAAUGAUGAAGAGAUUCAACAACAAAUGUGUUUUCUGCUGUCCUUUAGUGCACCCCUAACAAGGGAACUCCUGGUGCAGAUGUUGUGUUUAAUCAGACGGCCUCAAGAGAAACCUGUGUUACCUCAUCGCAAGUCCUGGAGUCUUGUCAGCCAUUCUAUUUAUAACAUCAUACAAAACAUGAAAAAGAACCUUCCGCUAAGUGACCAAGUUCUGUUCAACAAAAUUACACCAGAGCAGCGAGUUGUUCUGUCAGACUAUUUGAGGUUUUUGUUCUCUCUGCAAAUAGGAUUCAUUGCUGAAGAGCUAAACACAAUAUGCCCAGAAAGCAAAAAGCCCAGCAGUAAAGUAUGGUACAGUGUGGACUACACAGUACAAGGGGAUCAGUGGGAGAGACAUGCGGACAUAGCUAAUAUUGUUGCUAAAGAACUUUCCACAUUUUACAUUCCUGCUGAUACUUCCCAUGGGUUUGACACCUUUUCCUUUAUAGGAACCUUGGAACAACUUUGGAAAAAAAUGCUUAAAAGCAGAGAAAGAAUCCACAUCCUGUCAGCCUGCAGCCUGAUUGUCUUUCUCCACCAAGCAUCACUGGCUCACUGCGUGCUGAAACCUAGCCUGGAGUUCUACACUCAAGCCUCUGUUGUUGUGGCCUCUGUCUUGUCCAGUCUCUUUUCUCUGGACAAAUCUAGUGAGCAAAGCCCCAGGGAAGAAGUGGUUUGGGGCUUGAAAUCUGUUGUUACCAAGUGUUUGAAUAAUGAUUCACCUCUGUUGAAUUUGGUGCUGACACAUCUGACUGAGAGGUCACAAGGUUCUCAUAGUGCAAAAGAUUGGGAGAAGAAAGCUGCACAAACAGCCUAUGAUUUUUUGCUUUCUGAUGAAGCCAUUCAUGAAAGGGUUAAAAGUAAAAAUGAUGGUGAAAAUGAGAUGGAUACAAGCUAGCUGCACAAAUCAGAGACUUCUAGUUAUGAAUGAAGUCUGUUCAAGUCUUGUUACAUGAAUGUAAAUCAAUGGUUGUACAGUUGAAACAUAAUAAACAUAUUGGCUCUAUUA